Messenger RNA from Cyclopterus lumpus (lumpfish), 1125 nucleotides. Its product is annotated as trophoblast glycoprotein-like. Gene Ontology annotation, molecular function: protein binding. Bases 1 to 1125 code for a protein of 374 amino acids. The transcript has 2 exons. Gene Ontology annotation, biological process: negative regulation of canonical Wnt signaling pathway. The record is from RefSeq and is a predicted model, not a curated record. Gene Ontology annotation, cellular component: plasma membrane. NCBI's taxonomy places the organism in Eukaryota, Metazoa, Chordata, Actinopteri, Perciformes, Cyclopteridae.
AUGUGGAUUUUUGCUGUCCGGGUGUUUUUGGGAAUCCUUCUCUGUGCAUCAUACCAGUGCUUGGAGUGCCCUUUUGGCUGUGAGUGUUUUGCUGUCACUCGAACAGUAAAAUGUGUUUCUGAGGAUCUGCUCGCGGUGCCACAAAGCACGCCAGGAUAUGCCAAGACAGUCAUCAUCACAGGAAAUAAUAUACACCAGGUUGGACCUGAGUCCUUUACAGAGAUGGAGAAUGUCACCAACAUCAUUUUAAGCAAUAAUAGGAUCACGGAGAUGGCGUCCCACAGCUUCUCUGCCCUCCUCAACCUGCGCUUCCUGGACCUCAGUGAGAACCAAUUGGCCCUCAUUCACCCCGAAGCUCUCAGCAUACCUGGAAGUCCUCUGCAGGAGCUCAACCUGAGCCACUCGCUGCACAACUUCACCGCCCUGACGGACCUCACCACGGCUCUGCGCUGGGGCGGUCUCAGGGGGCUCCUCCGCCUCGACCUCUCUGGGAACCACCUCGCCCUGCUGCCCCCUGGGAUGUUCUCCCACCUUCCCAACCUGCAGCAGCUCUUCCUCACCAACAACUCUCUGGUGGCUGUCUACAGAGGAACCUUCUCUGGUACGAGCCGCCUGGAACUGUUGGACCUCACACACAACAUCUUCAUUACAUUCGGGGCUGACGCUCUGAAAGAACUGCAGAGGCUCGGGAACAUCCGAAUCCUCCUUGGGGACAACCCCUACACCUGCUCCUGUGAGAUCAGUCCUUUUGUGGCCUGGCUGAAUGAAUCGACAGCUCAGGUAGAUGUGGACGCUGUACGGUGCGCCUCACCGAGAGGGCUGCGUGACACCCGUCUGCGAGGGCUCCGUGUGCAUGCCAUUGGAUGCGUUGAUGCAGUCCAAGCAGAGGUGUUGGACCUCACCCUGCAGACUUCCUAUGUCUUCCUCGGGCUGGUGCUGGGCCUUGUGGGCAUGGUCUUUCUCUUCGUGCUCUACCUGAAUCGCAAAGGUAUGAAGAAGUGGAUCGUUGACAUGAGAGAUGCAUGUCGGGAGGUUCUGGAGGCGUAUCACCACCGAUACGAGAUUGACUCGGAUCCUCGACUGAGGCACAUCUCUGCGGAAAACAGUGGCAGCAAGGGAAUUUAG